Eimeria tenella is the source of this 2289-nucleotide messenger RNA. Its product is annotated as diacylglycerol kinase, putative. Bases 1 to 2289 code for a protein of 762 amino acids. The transcript is spliced from 5 exons. Lineage: Eukaryota; Apicomplexa; Conoidasida; Eucoccidiorida; Eimeriidae. The record is from RefSeq and is a predicted model, not a curated record. Gene Ontology annotation, molecular function: ATP-dependent diacylglycerol kinase activity.
AUGGGGGCACCGCAGCAGCAGCGUGGCUCCCUCGUGGGGCCUCGGGGGCCCCCCUUUUCCCCUUUUUCUUUUCUUCUAAUCUUUCUCUAUUUGAUUUUGUCUCCUCUUGUCUUUUUGCCAAUCUUGGGGGGCCCCAGCGGCGUGUCGUUUGCUGCAGCAGGGCCUGCGGAUCGCGGCUCCCCUGCUGCUGCUGCUGCGGAUCCUUCUGCUGCUGCUGCUGCUGCUGCAGCCGCCCCUGCAGCUGCUUCUGCUGCCGCCCUUCCCGGAGGGGCUGGUGCAGCGGCAGCUGCAGCGCCUGCUGCGGCCCCCGCUGCUGCUUCGGCCGCAGCUCCCGCUGCAGCUGCGGCUGAACCCCGCGCUGCAGCUGCUGCUGCAGCUCGCGCUGCACCUUCUGCUGCAGGCGCUGCUGCAGGCGCUGCUGCGGCGCCUGCCGCAGCCGCUGCUGCAGGUGCCGGCGCAGCAGGAGCUGCAGCAGGAGGCGCAGCAGCCAGCAGCGCGGGGGCGGGGCGGCCGCGCUCGCGGACAGCAGCAGCAGCAGCAGCAGCAGCAGCAGCAGCAGCAGUGCGGACGCCGCCGGGGAGCGUGGCGGAGGCGGAAGCAGCAGCAGCAAAGUGGGUCUGCGGGCCAGACACAAACCUUUAUUUCUUUAUUGCAAAUCCCACUUCUGGGGAUCGACUUGGGGAGAAGUUUUUGAAAAGAUUGCCCUUGGGAGCAGCAGCAAUUGGCUGCAGCAGCGUGAUGGUCUUUUCGCAGAAAGAUGCUGCUUCGAUGUCUUUGGCGCUGCGCUACAUCGCAGCAGCAGCAGCAACUCGCGAGCUGCUGCACCUCGGCCGCCAGCAGCGGGAAGCAGCAGAAGCAGCAGCAGCAGCAGCAAAGGCGGCAGCAAAGCUGCAGAAGGCGCGGGCUGCUGCAGCGGGCGGCGGCGCGGGCGCCGCCGCUGCUGCUGCGGGGGCGGAGGAGGCCGCUGCUGCAGCAGCAGCAGCAGCAGCAGCAGCAGCAGCAGCAGCAGCGGGAGGCGCAGCAGCAGUGCCGCUCUCGGACCGCGUGCGCGUUAUUGCUGUUGGAGGCGACGGAGCGUUCAACGGAAUGCUGCAGUCUUUGAAGAGUUUCAAACUGGUGGAAAACGAAAAAGAAAUAAAUAAAAAUAAAAAAAAUAGAAAUAAAACUUUCCAAAAUAUCAACUUGAACUUCGUUGCUGCUGGCAUUGUGCCCUCCGGCACGGGAAACGACUGGGCCAAUUCUUACGGCUGGACCCGGGCCAGUUUCCCCCGCAAAAACCCUCUCCGCAGAAAAAACUUCACGCGGCUGCUGAACACUCUGGAGUCUUCGGUGUUGGCGCAGCACGACUGCUGGAAAGUAACAGUAGCAGCAAAAAAAGGGUUUAGGGCUUUUAGUGCUGCAGCGCAGCAGCUGCAGCAACUUGGCCCAGACCGCCACGGCAGCGAACUCAAGAAAACCUUCUUCAUGAGCAACUACUUCAGCCUCGGGUUCGAGGGUUUGGUGGGCACGGACUUCGACCGCGUGCGGGGCUCUUCGCGUUUGUGGAACCGGGGGGUUUAUUUCUUUUUGUUUUUGCGCCAUUUAAAAACAAAACCCUUUUUAUGUUCUCGAAUUGACACAAUUUAUUCUUUCAAUCCAAACUUUGUUGCUCUCCUCAGCAACAGCAGCAGAUACACCCGAGUCCCCUCGCUCAAGCCCUGCGUCUCCAUCACCUUCAUGAACUCCCUCACAAUGUUCGGGGGGAUCAAAAUGUGGGGCCCCUCCAUGAAGGUGGGCCUCGAGCCCCCUGCGGUUCUUUCGGGGCUCCUGGGGGCCCCCCAGGGGGCCCCCCAGGGGGCCCCCCAGAAAGCUCCCGAGGGGGCCCCUGAGGGGGCCCCUGAAGGUGGCGGUGGUGCUGCUGCGGGGGCCCCCGAAGGAGCAGCGGAGGGGAUGGCGGCUGGGGAGGGGUCGCCCAGAAAGCCUGCAGCAGCAGCAGCAGCAGCAGCAGCAGCAGCAGACUAUUCUUUGUAUUUAAAGGAGCUGCUGGCAGCUCGCCAAGACCCUGGAGAUGGAAAGGUGGAAGUUUUCUCCAUGGGGUCCACUGUGGACUAUGUGCAGGCCCAAGCUGUGGGAGCCAACGCGGCGCAGCGGCUGCUGCAGGGAAAAGGUCCAUUUUUUGUGACUUUUAAAGAUGAAGAAGAAAAAGAAAUGCCAAUUCAAGUGGAUGGAGAGUUUUAUUUAGUUGGUGGGAUUGAAAGUGUGUUGGUGCAGCGGCUGGGGGCGUUCGGAGUGCUGCAGUAUGUGCAGUAG